GUUCACGCGACGACACCUAGAGCAUGUGACCUGAAAAAUUACGCUGGAUCAAUUAAAUAUAGACAAACAAUAUUUUCAAAGUUUCCUACCAAUUAAUCCGAGUGUUUUUAAAACAAGAGUGAAUUAUAGGCAUCUUCUAGGCAAAGCCCUUCAUCUUAGACCACAUCAUCGCUUUCCAUUAGGUGUGAUUGUGGUCAAGCGUGUGCCUAAAGUGAAUAAAGAAAAAGUAUGGAUGGAAAACGGUCAAGAAGGAACAUUCUGUCAAUUUCGGUGUUGUUGUAUUUAUUCUGUGCGUCCGUGAGCGCUUGCUUCAGCUGCGGGUGGGAGACUCUGUUCGAGGAUUUGCUGUCGGAUUUGUGCCCCCUCUUCUCGACCACAACCCAAACUAUUAAUGAACUGUUCCUCUCUUCUGAAGAAGACGACCCGUUGAUCACAAAAAAUCUGGUUGCCGAGAGCUUCCGAUGUGGCCGCGAGCUGGCGCGCGAGGCCAGGCAGCGCGCCAACAAGCUCGUCCGCAACGGCGUCAGCUUGGAGGCCUGCUCGCCCACCAUGCUGCACUUCUUCACGUCCAAACUACCCAGCGAGGUUAAGAAGGCUUCUGAACUGUCCAACGAACUUCUGUCGGCGACUAAGAUCCUGCAGAUGAAGGUGUGCUCGAACUCCGACGUGACCCCAAACACGUUCCUCGCAUUCCUGGAGAACAACCCGGUGCGCCCUCACGACAUCUCCUGCAAGCCGGUCUCCGUGUCCUGCCUCGGCAGCAACAAGUACCGCAGCUUCGACGGCGCCUGCAACAACCUGCAGCGCCCCGCGUGGGGCAGACGCGGCGCGCCCUUCACGAGGAUCACUUCGCCGAGAUAUGCUGACGGUAUCUACGCGAUGCCAGUAGGUCGCAGCGGACGCGCGCUGCCCAACCCGCGCGCGCUGUCGAGCCGCGUGUUCGCCGAGCAGCCGCGCGCCGGCGCCAGCCGUGUGCUGACGGCGCUCAACAUGCAGUGGGGGCAGAUCGUCACGCACGACAUGGUGUUCCAUGUUAUGGAAUCCACUGACGAGGGCGCCAUACAAUGCUGCCUGGGUGAGGGGCAGGACGUGCUGCCGCAGUCCAUGCUCAACGACAAGUGCAUCCCGAUCUGCGUCGCCGAGGACGACCCGUUCUACCGGCAGCACGGCGUCAGGUGUCUCAACUUCGUGAGGAGCGUCACCGCGCCGCGGGAUGACUGCAGCUUGGGGCAUGCUGAGCAGAUGAAUACAGUGUCAAGUUUUCUCGAUGGAUCAAUACUUUACGGCUCCGAUCCGAAACUCGCGUCGAAGCUUCGGAGCAAAUGUGGUGGCAGGUUGAAGGAAGAGACCAGGAGACACUGCAAAGGAGGUUUCCUGCCUUCGGUUGAUGAUAAGUUGGCUGUUUGCGAUCUGAGGAAUUUGUCGGAGCCGUGUUAUUUAGCUGGUGAUACCAGAAUCAACCAGACGCCGACGCUGGCCGCGCUGCACACGCUGCUGCUGCGGGAGCACAACCGCGUGGCGGACGUGCUCGCCGACCUCAACCCGCUGUGGAGCGACGAGAAGCUGUUCCAGGAGGCCAGGCGGGUCGUCGUCGCGGAGAUCCAGCACAUCACUUACCAGGAGUGGCUGCCGUUGAACUUCGGUGAAAGCUACCUCCGCUACUACCGCAUCUCCCCGUCAUCGCUGUACAGCCGCGACUACAACGACGAAGUGAACCCGGGAGUCAUCAACAGCUUCGGCGCGGCCGCCUUCCGCUUCCUGCACACCGUCGUACCGGACACCAUCAUGCUGUGUCCCGCGAGUUGCCAGGCUGCCUACUUGCACAAGUUGAGCGACCACUAUUUCAACCCGAGUCUGAUGGAAGCCACUCCAGAGUCGUUCGACGACCUCAUCCGCGGAAUCAUCACCCAUCGGUCAGCCGAAGUGGACCCGCACUGCACCGCCGAGAUCACCAACUUGCUGUUCAAGUCUCGCAACAAGUGGGGGUUGGACCUCAUCGCUAUGGACAUCCAGAGAGGGAGGGACCAUGGCAUUGCUUCUUACAACGACUACAGGGAAAUCUGUGGUUUACAAAGGGCAACAACUUUUCAGGAUCUUGCUAGUGAAAUAUCUCAAGAUCGCAUAGCCGCUCUAGGCCAGCUGUACGAGUCGGUGGACGACAUCGACCUGUUCGUGGGCGGCGCGCUGGAGCGCCCAGUGCCGGGUUCGAUCCUGGGCCACACCUUCCAGUGCAUCGUGGCCGAGCAGUUCUACCGCACGCGCGUCGGCGACCGCUUCUUCUAUGAUAACAGCGAGAUGGCGCACUCUUUUACACCCGAUCAACUGAAGGAGCUAAAGAAGGCGUCGAUGGCGCGCCUCAUCUGCGACAACACGGGUGUCAAGCACGUGCAGCGGCGAGCCUUCGAGGUGGAGAGUGGUCACAACCCCAAGUACAGCUGCGACGACUACCACGCCAUCCCCUGCGUCGACCUCACCGCGUGGAAGCGGCCCAAGUUCGAGCUGUACGACUGAUAGCCGCGAGUCUGCAGAUGCUCAGGAACGCGUGGAGUCUUAAGAAGAAUCCGGAACAUCACGAUCUUUUUUUCCGCUCGUAAAAAUGCUGUUACACAUCCCGCGCAAAAGCGGGUAUGUGGCAUACCAUCUACAGCAUAUCCAUUAUCCAUCUAAGAAACCCAGCGGUACCGUCCGCGGCAGGUAUGAGGAGUCUCAGGAUCCCGGGUAUCCUAUACGACUGAGACAAACCGACGUUGAACCGGCACUGGAAUAUCACGACCUAGUUCCUCCUUCCCCAUUCUACCACAGAACAGCGAGAAACCGUAAACGUUGGCAUCCUUAUGUGGUCGACAUUCAGUGUCGGAUGAAACGUUUUGCUCAACGUUUAUAAUAAAUUACCAACCACUGAGGUGCAGGUCGUAUCAGAAAUGUCCCUGCUCCGCCCACGUCCAAGAAUCGGUGAGAGUUUGAGAUUGCAAUGUGUCCUAUAAAAAGUCAAGUAUAACGGAGCUAGUCUCCAGGUGGUGCACUUCAAUCGUGACAUAUUUGUGUGUAACUAUAGCUGUUUUAUUCAAUCUCUACAAGAUCAAUGGUUGUUUUUUGUAUAUGAUAAUGAUAGACAGUAAAUUUUUCAAGUAAUUUAUUGAAUAAUUUUGUAAAUAACAAUAAAUUGUAUACUUUUU
Maniola jurtina (meadow brown) is the source of this 3176-nucleotide messenger RNA. Its product is annotated as peroxidase-like. The coding region runs from base 229 to 2511 and encodes 760 amino acids. Gene Ontology annotation, molecular function: heme binding; peroxidase activity. The record is from RefSeq and is a predicted model, not a curated record. NCBI's taxonomy places the organism in Eukaryota, Metazoa, Arthropoda, Insecta, Lepidoptera, Nymphalidae. Gene Ontology annotation, biological process: response to oxidative stress. The transcript has 12 exons.